Phalaenopsis equestris is the source of this 390-nucleotide messenger RNA. Its product is annotated as trishanku-like. The coding region runs from base 1 to 390 and encodes 129 amino acids. The transcript has 2 exons. NCBI's taxonomy places the organism in Eukaryota, Viridiplantae, Streptophyta, Magnoliopsida, Asparagales, Orchidaceae. The record is from RefSeq and is a predicted model, not a curated record.
AUGGGGAAAGUUGGGAUGAGGGACGGGGAAUCAGGUCGCCGCAUCGUCGAGAUGCGGAAUCGAGAAGUCGGUGCAAUUGCUCCGCGGUCGUUCUCCCGUCGCGCAGCCGCUUCUUUGAUCAUGAAGCACGAUCCAAUCGGAUCCAUCUCAAGCGGUGAUUCGGACUUUGAUGUUGAUUAUUACGAUGAUGAUUUUGAUGAUGUUGAUAAUUCCGCUGGCUUGCUUAAUGUUGAUGUAUGGAGUGAUCAUGAAUUCAGUUAUACCGAAUCUACUGAUGAGAGUAUAGACGACUACGAUGAUGAUGACGACGACGACGACGAUGAUGAUGAUGAUGUUGUUGAUGAUGACCUUAAUGAUGAUGUUAUAAAUGGUUUAUGUGCUACUAGAUGA